CAUCUGUGCAGUCUGUAUUGAAAAUUGGCAAAUUAAAAAAAAAACUUGACAUUUCUGAUUUGAUUCACAAUUUUUGUUUGCAGUGAAUUUUUACAACAAUCUCUGUGUUUUACUGAACAAAUGUAGGAAUUCGUAGUCCUGGAGACUUUAAAUUACGGUAGUACCUCGAAUAAGACGUCAGGGUGUGCAAAAUUUCAUCAUGACAGAAACACGAAAAUUACAACUUCACCUUGGAAAAUGUAUAGAAGAUUUGGACAAAUUACACAAUGUACCAGAUUUGAAGUCAAAAAGAGCUACUUUGUUAUGCAAAACAGCUCUAAAAUUAUUUGAAAGUGCUGAAGAGUCCCGUGAGAAGGGAGAUGAGGAGUACUCUUACGUUUAUUACAUGAAAUACCUCCGGGUAAUAGCUUAUAUCAGCAAGGACAAGGACUAUCUGAAGGAUAAGACUUAUUACAACAACAUGUUGGGCCCAAAGAACCCAAAUAAGGCUAUAGACCAAGCUGAAAAGCUUAAAAACAGUCUCAUAGACAGGUAUCAGCAGGAACAGAAGGAGAAGCGACUGAAUGAUAUAAAAGAGAAUGAGCUUAUAAAACAAAAGAUAGAUGAGAACAGAAAGAAAAUGGCUGAAGCCGCUCCUAUAAUAGAACCACCACAGCCUCUUGGAUUACCAGGACCCGAUGAAGUGACGAUCAAGAGUGAGAUGUUGUACUCCAUUCUCAAGAAUGGUAGGAUUAAGGUCAUGAUUUUGGAUGCGAGACCGGGGAAGGAUUACAUUGAGUCGCAUAUUAACUAUCCCGCCUGUAUCAGUGUGCCUGAGGAGUGCAUCUCUCCAGGGCAAUCAGCGAACGUACUGGAACAGAACCUGCCGCUAGCGUCGCGGCCCGUGUGGGCGGAGCGCGCCAACAUGGAGCUCAUCGUCAUGCUGGACUGGAACAGCACCGCCGUCAUACCCGGGAAGACUCUACAUCUACUCAAGACUACGCUCCUCAAGUGGGACGUGAAGGUCCAGUACAGCCGGCCCCCGCUGGCGCUGGCGGCGGGCUACGAGGACUGGCUCCUGAAGUACCCCGCCUGCACCACCAACCCGCAGGCCGUGCCGCCCCGACAGGACGACUUCAUGGACGACAUGCUAGGUGAGAUUGACUACCCGAACUGGUCAGAUCUGAGUCCUUCGGCCGCGGCCGCCCCGGCAGCCCCGCGCAAGCCCGGGGAACCGGUCGUAGACAGGAGCAGCAAGGCGGCGGCAGUGCAGAUGUACUCUGAGCGCGCGCGCAACAUGGCGCAAAUACUGGAGCAACAAGAGCGCAUAGCCGACACUUCACUCACGUUGGAGAUGCAGAGGAUCGCGGCUGAGCAUGACUGGGAGAAGGUCCGAGAGCAGCGCGAAGCAGAGAUGCAGGACGAGCUGCGCGCCAUGUACAAGCUCAGGGAACAGGAGAUCAUCUCACAACUCAUGCAGCUUGAGAACAAACAGUACGAUAUGGAACAAGAGAACCAAAGUCUCCGGGAGAAGUUGGAGGAGUACCAGCGGAAGGAGAGGGAAGAGGCCGAGAAAAUGGCGGAGACCAUCAGCGGGGCCCCCGAGGACACUGAAACUGCUGAUGCUGAAGCAGCGCGGGCGCUGUCGGCGGCGCGAGCCCGCAUCGCGGCCGUGACGCAGCAGCGGCGGCAGCUGGACCGCACGCGGGAGGCACUCGAGGUCGCGCGCAAGCGGAGGCUAAUGCAUGCGCGGCACAACAAGCCCGACGCACACCGACCCACGCACGGGGAUGAAGAUGGCGAUUCGUACAUGACGUCGCCGGAUAGUCCGGGAGCCGCCGGCCUUAAUAGAUCGCACUCAUCGCCUAAUAUAGCUAAGGUGUCCUCAGAUGAGGAAGAGACUUGCGUACCAGCCUUCGAUAGGAGCACGAAGCCUACUAAAGUGGCGCCCUCUAGCGACCUACAUCAGAGAGACUUCCAACCUGUUUGGGGAGAUGUGGGUCGAGGGCUAACAGGACUAAAGAACCUGGGCAACACGUGCUACAUGAACUCCAUCAUCCAGUGCCUCAACAACACCGCCAUACUCGUCACCUACUUCUGCAACGGACAGUAUUUGGAACAUGUCAACAGGUCCCACAGCACUCGCGGCGCGAUAGCAGAGGAGCUGGCGGCGGUGGUGCGCGCGCUGUGGUCCGGCCAGUACCGGUUCAUUGCCACCAGGGACCUACGGAACGAGGUGGGCAAGCACCAGCGCGCGUUCCGUGGGUGCGAACAACAGGACUCGCACGAGUUCCUCACCAUCCUCAUGGACUGGCUGCACCUCGACCUGCAGUUCUCCAUCAACGUGCCCCAACACAAGGAGAACCUACCCCCGUCAGAGAAGGCGUGGCACGAGUACACGAAGUCGAAAGAGAGUCUGAUCCUGCGACUGUUCUACGGGCAAAUAAAGUCGACAGUCCGCUGCACCGUCUGCGGCAAGCAGAGCGUCACUUACGAGUCGUUCUCCAACCUCUCGCUGGAACUGCCGGCCAACGCCAACCGCUGCUCACUCAGUGAUUGCCUUAACCUAUACCUGAACGGCGAGACGAUACCAGGCUGGAACUGUCCAAAUUGUAAAGAGAAGCGAGACGCUCUAAAGAAGCUGGACAUAUCUCGGUUACCGCCAGUGCUAGUGAUCCACUUCAAGCGGUUCUACGUGGACCCGAAAGAGUACAUGAGCAACGCGUACCGCAAGAAGCAGACCUACAUAGACUUCCCGCUCGAGGACCUCGACAUGCGCCAGUUCGCCCACUGCAGCAGUCCGCACGCGUACAACCUGUACGCCGUCUCCAACCACUACGGGUCCAUGGAGGGGGGGCACUACACUGCCUACUGCAAGAGCAGUGUCUACGGCAAAUGGUACAAGUACGACGACCACGUGGUGACGGAGAUCCCGUCGAGCGAGGUGAAGUCGAGCGCGGCGUACAUCCUGUUCUACAGCACGCGCGCCUCGUGAUCCGCGCCCCGCCACAAGCGCAAGCACCCCCACGCCGCGCCCCCCGCGCCCCCGCACGCGCCCCCGCGCCGCGCUCGUGGCGCGCCCCCUGCGCCCGAGACAGCCACGCGACAGUAGCCACCGACGCGCUACUCACAUAAAAGACAUUGGGACUCUUACAUUAACGACGAUGCAACGAUUCAGUCAGAAUCCACUGCAAGCGGACACCAAGUCUCUCACUCAUUAUACGUUUUUAUUCUUCUUUCGUUUGCAUAGCGCGUAAUUCACUCAAGUAUGGUUGAUAGAGUAUUUUUUUACAAUACGAAACUCGUUUACAGUGGAUUCUUACUUAGCGAUCCUCUAGGAAGUAUUUAUAUAUUUAUUUAAAUAUUUAAUCUACAAUAAAAAAUUUACAAUUAACCUUAAAAUGUUAGUUGAAGAUAUCAAUUCUGUGAAUACUAGACUUUAUUUAUUCACAGGAUUGGGACCUUUUCAUGAAUAUGUAUGCAAUAUAUCACAUGGUUUUUAUGAAAAACCACAAAAUAAUCUGUUUUAAUAACUCCGAGAAGAUAAUUCAGAACAGCAUUUGUAGUCGGUAUAUGCAAUGCGAUUGAUUCGGAGGUAGCGAGAUAGACCCAAGGUAAGUGAACGUUAUGUACCGUACUGUGAACCAUAUGUCCAUCUCACUCUUGCACUUAUAAAAAAAAGUAUGCGAGUGAGAUAGAUGUAAAGUACGCUACGUAACUUAUAUUUAUCUCGAACUAAAGCUUAUAGUUGUAAAAUAAUUGAUGUAUAAACUAGCCUUGUACAAAUAGCUUUCCAUGUUACGACGACAUAGAGUUAAUAUUUCAUUAAUUUAUUGUAAUAUUUAUAGUUUCUUUUAUGUUAAUGUUGCAGUUUUAUGAUUUUACUAUUUUUCAACUUCUUCUAUAAAGCGACCAAGUCGCUUUACAGUGUCUUCUCUAUUUAUCUUCCUUUCGUCUUUUCAAGUUACAGAAGUGUCAAUAUAUCUUGAUCGGUCUGAAGUUUGUAGUGAGACAAGAAUGUAUUUGUAGCUAAUUUCAGUUCGAUCAGGUUAUAUUGUCGUAUCUGUAAUCAAGGACUGCAACAUAUGAUGCGGCGCACGUACCUUGUACAGUCUCACGCCAGGCAGGGAGCCACGACUAGUGUAGCGGACGACUGUACAUGUGGAUACUGACAUUGAAAUGUCAAUAGAGUGAAUGAUAUUCGUGAAUGAACUUAAUGUUUAUGAAUGAAAGACUGAAAAUGAUUGGUAUUGUACCUAGAUGUAUUCCAUGUUUGUAUUGCACAUUGUGACAUGAUCACUUUAUCAUUUUAACUGGUGACUUAGCAAUUUGGAAACUCAAGUCAAUAUGGACAUUUUAUAUACAUUAUAUAGCGUUUCUAUGUACAUAUAUCUAAUACAAGGACGAGACAGCUGUCGAAUUUACGCCAAUUUAAUUAUUAAGACAAUCUAUUACUGACACUAUGAUGAUCUCAUGCGGAAGGGCCAAUGUUGUAGCAUCCGAUGCGUACUUUGCUAUUUAUAACUUUCAAUACGGCAUUGGAUCAUCUUAUGGAUAAAGUAAUUUGGUAUAAAGUUAAACAUUUAAACAGUCAAUAUAAUAAGCUCUGCCUACCCUUCAAAUACAGAGUACUAAUAAAUAGAGAGAAAUAAAUUAUGUACUCUUAU
Molecule: messenger RNA, 4646 nt
Organism: Spodoptera exigua (beet armyworm)
Lineage: Eukaryota; Metazoa; Arthropoda; Insecta; Lepidoptera; Noctuidae
Source: the annotation of a GenBank genome assembly